Vicia villosa (hairy vetch) is the source of this 920-nucleotide messenger RNA. RefSeq names its product thioredoxin M3, chloroplastic-like. Gene Ontology annotation, molecular function: oxidoreductase activity, acting on a sulfur group of donors, disulfide as acceptor; protein-disulfide reductase activity. NCBI's taxonomy places the organism in Eukaryota, Viridiplantae, Streptophyta, Magnoliopsida, Fabales, Fabaceae. Gene Ontology annotation, cellular component: cytoplasm. The record is from RefSeq and is a predicted model, not a curated record. The transcript is spliced from 2 exons. The coding region runs from base 103 to 597 and encodes 164 amino acids.
UUUUCUCCUCGUGCUUUUAUUCAUUCUCUGCGGUCCCAUUUUUCAGUUUUGGUUUUGUGUGAGAUUCUCUUCUCUUCCCAUUCGCCACUCUCACUUUCACCAAUGGCUUCCUCUACUUCCCUUUCUCUCACUUUACCUAUAUUUUCUUCUUCUUCUCCAUCUUCACGCCUUAACCCUCUCCCCUCAUUUUCCCUCCAUUCCCGAAUCACCCACAAACCCCUUCACCUUCAAAACCCUCUUCUUUUUCCCAAGAUUCGCUCCCUCCUUCAACAAACCAGAGCUACACCAGUUAACAAAGAUCUGUGGGAUAAUUCGAUUCUGAAAAGUGAAACUCCGGUCCUUGUUGAGUUCUAUGCAAAUUGGUGUGGCCCGUGCAGGAUGGUACACCGAGUUAUUGAUGAGGUUGCAACUGAGUAUGCUGGAAGACUCAAGUGCUUUGUACUCAACACAGAUGCUGAUAUGCAAAUUGCUGCAGAGUAUGAAAUUAAGGCUGUACCAGUGGUUUUGUUGUUUAAAAAUGGCAAGAAAUUUGACGCCGUAGUUGGCACCAUGCCAAAGGAGUUUUAUGUGUCUGCAAUCGAGAGGAUGCUCAAUUGACGGAUAAACUUUUGUUGUUACAGGUCAUGUUGAAUUUUGGUUAAAAGUUCCGGUUAUCUUGUCCGGCUGCUCAACAUUACUGAGUUCUUUCUGUAAAUACUUUGAUUUACUUUUCCUCGCAUUAGCUAGGUGCGACGACCCCGAGAGUCUGCUUUUAUAUAGUAACAAAUAUUCGGACUUCUAUCCCAGAUCUUCUUUGAAAAGUAGUGUUUAGGUUCAUGUUGAAUUUGUAUGUUUGUUUGGUACCUGAUUUGAACAGCAUCUGUUGUUCUUGCAAGUACGAUGUGAUUUGAUUAGCAUGGGCUUAUUUUCCCAUUACUCAA